AUGCCUACACAUGACUCACUGAUGACCAAUAUGCAGGGAUCUACAGAGUUGUCAGGAUACAUAGAAUGCAAGAAAGUGCCAAAACCAGUUUUGACAAGUCAUGUGCAGCCAUGCAGUCCACCCAAGAAGGCAAAGAAUGAAGACCAAAGCCCUGGCAGGCUCAUCAAAGCAGUGACAGUGACCCAUUUCAAGACAAAGGAGUUUUCUUCAAUUGGGAAUGAACUACUGACUGCCAAGUUACAGGGAGCAGCAAAGCUGGAGCAAGUUGAACCUGUAGUAGUGGAAGGACUACUCAUGACAAAGGUGCCAAUUGAAUUCAAGGCAAGGAGGCUCAAAGAACACAUGAAGCCCACAAGAGUUGAAGUUGAAGAGCUCAAAAUGCUCACAGGCAGCCCCAAAGCAAAAAGGUUGGCAGAUGAAGAGAUUGUUGACUCACACAGGGCACCACAGCACACAAAUCACACCAAGUCAAGGGUUAUUGCAAGAAGAAUAAGGAUUGAGGAGCCAUCAAGGCUUGUCACACAAAGGAAGCUGCUGGAAGAAAUUCUGCAAGUCGAAAUGUUGAAGCACAUGUGCAGAUCAACAGCUGGGCAAGAUAGGAGAUGCCAUUUGAUGGGAAUGGGGCAUGAGGAGCACAGGUACCAAGCUCAAUGGCUCAGAGGGAAGACCAAUGGCUACAUGAGAGUGGAAGUGCCAUUUGAUGGAGAUGGGGGCAUGAGGAGUGCAGACACUGAGCCCAACAGCUCAUUGGAAAGACAGUGGACUGUCAAGGAGAAGCUACACAACAAGAUACAAUGGCACUACUAUGAAUGGGGCAAGCAGUCAGAGCAAGCUGAAGGCACAACAGUGGUUUUGUUCUUUUCAUUCAGUAUGGAAACUACACCUGAGGAGAUUAUCAAUGGUCGUGCAAUGCAAGAGUGGCCAUACGAUGGAUAUGAGGCAUGGUGGAGACAAAUGACAAGCUUGAUAGCUCAAGGUCCUGAGUUUAUUUCAGGAUAUGCUACUCACAUCUUCAUUAUUCUAGCAAAGGCAAAUACCUACAAUGAACUACAAUUGUGA
Pisolithus orientalis is the source of this 1059-nucleotide messenger RNA. RefSeq lists its product as uncharacterized. NCBI's taxonomy places the organism in Eukaryota, Fungi, Basidiomycota, Agaricomycetes, Boletales, Pisolithaceae. The record is from RefSeq and is a predicted model, not a curated record. The transcript has 7 exons. Bases 1 to 1059 code for a protein of 352 amino acids.